Molecule: messenger RNA, 6452 nt
Organism: Myotis myotis
Lineage: Eukaryota; Metazoa; Chordata; Mammalia; Chiroptera; Vespertilionidae
Gene: OTUD7B
Product: OTU deubiquitinase 7B
Exons: 12
Coding region: 908-3463 (851 amino acids)
Biological process (GO): protein deubiquitination involved in ubiquitin-dependent protein catabolic process; protein K63-linked deubiquitination; protein K11-linked deubiquitination
Cellular component (GO): nucleus; cytoplasm
Molecular function (GO): DNA binding; zinc ion binding; K63-linked polyubiquitin modification-dependent protein binding
Source: RefSeq, a predicted model, not a curated record
GCGGUAUACAGUAAAUGGAAAGGCAGACUAUUAUAAACUUUAACAUUUAGGAAACAACAUAGAAACAAAACCAAAUAUGAUUGCCAUAAAUGCAGUAUGUAAAGUCUAGAAAACUUGAAGUAACAAAAGAAGAAUGAGAUGAAUUAGGGACUGUUUCUGAAUCAGUAAAAUUUGAAAUGGACUUCGGAGGCAAUGGAUUAGAGUGACAAAGAGGCAGGGACUACAGAGUUAGAUGAAACUUGGUUCAUAUCUUGGUUGAGGUUUAUACUCUGUGACCUUGGACAAUGUACUUCAUCCUUAUCUAUAAAAUAUGUGUGAGUAGUCAAGUAAAUGUUAGGAGUAAAGAAAAGAUCUUCCAGGCAGAAAGUAUAGAAUGUACAGUAUGAAUGACGAAGUUGUGUUUGUCGGAAUAAAAGAGGGUGACUGCAGAGAAUGUGGGUUGGUCAAGUCCUGGGUAGAGCAAGCAAGAGGGUGGAGGAGACUCAGUGGCCAGACUCUGUUGUGUGUUGAUAGAAGGGUCAAUGGAGUCAUUGUAGGUCCUUGAACAAAGGAUGGAUUUAAUAAGGAGUAUCGAGCCUUCUGGUUCAGGAACUCGGGGACAAGGAAGCAGGCAGGCACCGGUACACUGUGACUCCUGCUUCUCUUCUGGACCAUCCUGGCUUAAAAGGAUCAGCCAGGAGACAUAAGAUUCCUGUAGAAGUUUUUGCAUUCGUGCACCUUACUCACUAUGCUGAGCUCUGCUCGUGUUUGUCUCCCAUUGUACCGAUCUGUGGGGAAGUCUCAAGACUAUGGCAGGAUUCUCCUCAAGAGCUUAUGGGAGAAGGAAAAGCAGAGACCUGUCACCCUGAAAACUUGGCCUGGUGCUAUGUCAUCGUGAAGAAUUGCCUAUAUUGCUUUGACCAACUGUAUGGUGGCAAGAAAGUGUAACAGGAUUUGUCACAUGUUUGACCUGCGAGGCUUACAGUGCAUUCUACUGGAAGCAUCUUUCUACAGAGGAAACAACUUAUCUCAAAUUGUUGGAAAGAAUUGGGAUGUAAGUGCCGCCCUCAGUGAUUUUGAACAGUUACGUCAGGUCCAUGCUGGGAUCCUGCCCCAAUCCUUUAGUGAAGGGAGCGGUGCCUCCAGGAACCCUGAGAAAGGGUUUUCUGAUAGAGAGUGUACUCGCCCUCCCCGACCUACUCUACAGCGGCAGGAUGACAUCGUUCAAGAAAAACGCCUGUCUAGGGGCAUCUCCCACGCCAGCUCCAGCAUUGUUUCCCUGGCCCGGUCCCAUGUCUCCAAUGGUGGGGGUGGGGGGAGCAGUGAGCACCCCCUGGAAAUGCCCAUCUGUGCCUUCCAGCUUCCAGAUCUCACUGUGUACAAUGAAGACUUCCGCAGCUUCAUAGAGAGAGACCUCAUUGAACAGUCCAUGCUGGUUGCCUUGGAACAGGCAGGGCGUUUGAACUGGUGGGUGAGUGUAGACCCCACCUGUCAGAGGCUGCUUCCUUUGGCAACUACUGGAGAUGGAAACUGCCUUCUACAUGCAGCCUCUCUUGGGAUGUGGGGUUUCCACGAUCGGGACUUGAUGCUGCGGAAAGCUUUGUAUGCACUGAUGGAAAAGGGAGCUGAGAAGGAAGCAUUGAAACGACGCUGGAGGUGGCAGCAAACACAGCAGAAUAAAGAGUCAGGGCUGGUAUACACAGAGGAUGAAUGGCAGAAGGAAUGGAAUGAGCUGAUCAAGCUUGCCUCAAGUGAACCCCGGAUGCAUCUAGGUACAAAUGGAGCCAACUGUAGUGGGGUGGAGAGUUCAGAGGAGCCUGUAUAUGAGAGUCUAGAAGAAUUCCAUGUCUUUGUCCUUGCCCAUGUGCUUAGGAGGCCCAUAGUCGUCGUGGCAGACACCAUGCUGAGGGACUCUGGGGGAGAAGCAUUUGCCCCUAUUCCCUUUGGGGGAAUCUAUCUGCCCUUGGAGGUCCCCGCCAGCCAGUGUCACCGCUCCCCUCUGGUGCUCGCCUACGAUCAGGCCCACUUUUCUGCACUUGUGUCCAUGGAGCAGAAGGAGAAUGGCAAGGAACAAGCUGUGAUCCCACUUACAGAUUCAGAGCAUAAGCUGCUGCCCUUGCACUUUGCUGUGGACCCUGGAAAGAGCUGGGAGUGGGGCAAAGAUGACAGUGACAAUGUCCGAUUGGCCAGUGUCAUCUUGUCCCUGGAGGUCAAAUUGCAUCUGCUGCAUAGCUACAUGAACGUGAAGUGGAUCCCAGUGUCCUCUGAUGCGCAGGCUCCCCUGGCCCAGCCUGAGUCCCCCACUGCCUCAGCAGGAGAUGAGCCCCGGUCCACUCCUGAGUCUGGCGAAUCAGACAAGGAGUCAGUUGGCAGCAGUUCCACCAGCAACGAGGGCAGCAAGCGGAAAGAAAAAUCAAAACGAGAUCGGGAGAAGGACAAGAAGAGGGCAGAUUCUGUGGCUAACAAACUGGGCAGCUUUGGCAAAACCUUGGGCAGCAAGCUCAAGAAGAACAUGGGAGGCUUGAUGCACAGCAAGGGUUCUAAGCCUGGAGGGAUGGGAACAGGGUCAGGAGUGAGCAGUGGCACCGAGACACUGGAGAAGAAGAAGAAAAACUCGCUGAAGAGCUGGAAGGGUGGCAAAGAGGAGGCAGCUGGGGAUGGGCCUGUGUCUGAGAAGCCUACAUCUGAGUCUGUGGGUAAUGGAGGGAGCAAGUAUAGCCAGGAGGUGAUGCAAAGCCUGAGCAUCAUGAGGACUGCAAUGCAAGGGGAGGGGAAGUUUAUUUUUGUUGGAACCCUGAAGAUGGGUCACCGUCACCAGUAUCAGGAGGAGAUGAUCCAGCGCUACCUUUCUGAUGCUGAGGAGAGAUUCCUGGCAGAGCAGAAGCAGAAGGAGUCAGAGAGGAAGAUCAUGAAUGGAGGGGUAGGAAGUGGGCCUCCUCCAGCCAAAAAGCCAGAGCCAGAUGGUGGGGAGGAGCUGCUGACUGCCCCCCAAACAGAGUCCAAGGCCAUGGCAUUUUCUACUGGCUACCCUGGGGGCUUUACAAUCCCUCGGCCUUCUGGGGGUGGAGUUCACUGCCAGGAACCCCGGAGGCAGUUGGCAGGGGGUCCGUGUGGGGGUGGCCUACCACCAUAUGCCACCUUCCCUAGACAGUGCCCUCCUGGGCGACCCUACCCCCAUCAGGACAGCAGCCUUUCUCUGGAGCCAGGCAGUCACUCCCAGGAUGGAGUUCAUAGGGGUACAUUGUUACCACCCCACUUCCGUGUGGCUGAUUCCUAUAGCAACGGCUACCAAGAGCCCCCUGAGCCAGAUGGAUGGGCUGGAGGGCCCAGGGGGCUUCCCACAACCCAGACCAAAUGCAAACAACCGAACUGCAGCUUCUAUGGACACCCUGAGACAAACAACUUCUGCUCCUGCUGUUACAGGGAAGAACUGAGGAGGAAGGAACGGGAACCGGGUGGGGAGCUGCUCGUGCACAGGUUCUGAAUGAAGGGACCUUGGAGGGCAAGGGGGUAAACCAAGAAAGUUAAGCUCAACUAAUUGGCUCAUCAAGACCCAGCCCCAUACUGAUGGGGCAAAUGCAGUAAUGUUUGUGGGAGCCUGGCUAGAAACUUUUAAGUGUGUGGGUGCUGGAGAGUUGCCAGGCUGGCAAGAGCAGGUCAGGGCUGGACGGUGCCUCAAGAGCUGCACUAGUCCUUUGCAGAUCUUAACUUGAUGGGACUGAGGUGGUACAAAGGAGAAAGAUUCUGUCUCAUAACCCCUUGGGUCCAUGAAAGCAGUAGGGGCAGGUUUGGUAUGUGGGGAUAGGGAGAUGGUUAGCCAUCUGGGAAAGAAGGCAAAGGUGGUUCUCAGUCAAUAAAAGAAAAAAAACAGACCAAAGUUCUUUUAGGUUGAAAAAAAGUGCAUGGUGGUGGAGUUGGGAGUGUGGAGAGAAAUUGGGAAAUUAAGACAAAUUGGCCAUUGAUUUGAAUUAAGAUGGAAAUUAGGGUUGGAUAAAUUCUUCCUCCUGAAGAAUCUGGAAAGACAGGGCAGUAAUGUAUGCUCAUAGAUGCCUAUUAGGAGGGAGGUAGUUUAAAUGGGUUUGUUGAGAUGGAGAAGGAACGAACUUAAAAGGGGAAGCCUUUUCCUCUUAAGUUUUAUUUCCCUCUAAACACCAUCUGUCAUCUGUUCUAGUUUGAGGAGAUUGUUGAUUGCCCCCUAUCUUUUCCUCAUCCUUUUUGAGGGCUGAACUCAGCUAAAUUAAGGUUGUGAUCUUUUUAAAAAAGACUUUAAUUUUAUUUUUUUUAAAAGUUCCCUCUGGGGAAGGGAAGAGAGUGAUGAGAAGAGCAGCUGUGUGUGUUGAAUUUUCUCCAGGUGAACUGGUACAGAGGUGAUCUUUUUUUAACUACUUAGCAAUAACUAUAUAUUGGGGUUUGAGUGUGCCUUGGGAGGGGUGGGAGAAGGAUAGACCUUUGGCCAGACUGUUUCAAACAAAACCAAAAACCUAAAUAGAGCACUACCAUCCUCUGCUGCUGCAUUUCUGUAGAAAGCAACUUAUUUUUCUUUUUUUUAAGGAAAAGAAACAAAAGACCCCAGCAAGCAAAAACAUUUUUUAAAAACAAAUUUUUUCCUAUUUAAGUGAUUCUUUCUCCUUCCUCUCUGUUUUUGGAGAAUGAACUUAACAUCCCGGCUUCUUUUGUUAAGCCAUAGCUGACCUUAAUCUGUGGUUAGUUUAUUAAAAUAAAAUACUUUGUAAGAAGAGAUAUUUUUUAUAAUUGGACUGAAGUUGAAACAUGGGGUAUAGGCUGGAGCAAUUUAUAAAAAGUUAGAGAAAUCUAUUUUAGUGAACUGUAACCACAGAUCACAGAUUACUCCCGAUGAGAUGAUCUGUCUUUGGAGUCCUCCUUUCCCUGAGCCUACCCUUUCCCCAGGGGGUGGGAGUGGGCCCGUGGACAGUGUGAGGAGCUCCUUUGCAUUUUGCACAAAGCACAAGUCUGGACAGCCUACGCCCUGGCCAGCACCAUUUUUAAGAGCUUUAAACCAGAGGACCUAACCUAGGCCAAUUUUCCUUUUCCUUUUCUUUUUCUGGGAAAACUUCAACUAUGCAAUUGUAUACACUCCUGGGUACAUACAAAGAAGGGGAAUAAGUGUACUUAAGUGUCCAGGUGUUAACUGGGGCUAUUUUUCUGUAUUUGGAUUUCUCUUUGGAAGUAUGUACUCAUAACCCACCCCAUGGAAUGUGAUCCCCACGUUUGCUCUGAGGCAGACGCCGCCUGGGUGUAAGGGGGGGCGGGCGGCGGGGGUUGGCGGGGGCCCCUCGUGUAUGCCAUAUGUUGUUUCUACCCAAUCAGGAAAGUUGUCUUGCUGUUUCCCCCUUGGUAACAAAAACACCAAGACUGUCCUCUUUAUUGGAUCUGCUCACAUUUUAGAAAGAUUUCUUCCUCAAACUUGAAAGUCACUUAUUUCCCAAAUCUGAUACUGUUGAUUUCACCAUUUCCUAUGGCUAUGAAUUCUCAAGUUUUUAUUUGAAAAUAGACCUGUUUUAAGGAAGCAAUGAAGUCAAAGGAGUUAGAUUCCAAAGAGGGUAUGUAUACCAGUAUAUUCAGGGCAGGGCUGGGAAUAGUAUGAGACAAGCACUCUUCUCAGGCACAAAACUGAAGAGGGUACUGAAAAACUCAAUAAUCAAGAUAAUGUUUUAAUGCAGCAUUUUUAAAAAAUCAAUGCGAAAAAAUCCAUAAUGAACAAAAUGUCAAUCUUAAAGACCGGAUUCAACAGGACUGGGAUCAAGAGUGAGGGAAAUAAGACUGAAAUGAGCAAGUAUAGGGUUGAAUCCUGUCUUUAUUUAAAACUGAUAAUUUGUUCAUUGUGGUGGUGUUUUUUUACAUUAGUUUUGAUUUCCAAAAAAUACUGCAUUAAAAUAGUAUCUUGGUUACUGGGUUUUGGGGCACCACUUAAAUUUUGUGCCCCAAAUGAGUGCCUUGCUCACCUCACCCUGUUUCUGGAGUUAGAACAAUACUAGUGAGACUGCCACCUCAUGGGCUUCCAUUCCCUAACAUGCACCCGAACAACAGGUGGCUCAAACUCACACCUUGAAUUUGCACGACUCACUUAGCUUUCUCAUAGGCGUCCGUCUAUAUCAGCGGUUCUCAACCUGUGGGUCGCCUAAGACCAUCCUGCAUAUCAGAUAUUUACAUUACGAUUCAUAACAGUAGCAACAUUACAGUUAUGAAGUAGCAAUGAAAAUAAUUUUAUGGUCGGGUCACAUGAGGAACUGUAUUUAAAGGGCCAGAAGGUUGAGAACCACUGAUCUAUAUCAUAGGAUUCUGGCCUAGACCAAUAGGAGUGGAAACAGACCAGAGAUUUCCCUAGAGAAUAAAACCAGGAAAGUUUUGAUUCUCCACUGGACUGCUGUGUUUGGAUUUGUUCUGUUACUAGUUCUAGGUAAUACUUUUUGUUUUUAAAAACAGAGGACAAAUGAACAAAAAUGGAAACCUUA